AUGACGACAGAACACGAGUACGACUAUGAUCCGAGUAACACCGCACGCGUUGAAGACCCAUGGAGUACAGCUUUCUUGUCUCAACGGGACCUAUCUCUUCAAGUCCCUAUCAACUAUGUGACCGCACCGGGGGUCUCGCUCACCGCGGCAUGCUUCGCUCAUAACCAGUAUGAAGACCGGGCAGCAAGCCUCUGUCUUUCUAACCUCCUAGCAGCGGGCUUCAGAAGGCUCGUCAUCGACCUUUACUGGGAUGCAGGCCGGGCGGUAUGGAGCCUCUGUCCUGCACAGCUACCCUUCGUGCCUGCUGAGGAUGAUAUGCAAACAAGCGCGACACUAGUUUCAUCCACGUCUACGAAUUCCUUUCAGAGCGCUACCCUCAGUAAUGGCGCACCAGAUCGAAGUGCUCCACUCUCCCUUCUUGUGCCAACUCAAUCAGCGGGUUCUAGUCCCUUGCAGGCUCGUCAGGCAUCUACAACAAGCACUAUUGUCAGGAAUAUAUCCACAGAGGACACCAACCUCAGCUCCGUCUCCUCAUCCUCGAUAGCAGGCAACCUUACCAGUGGCACUACAACGAGCUCCACGGUUAUCCCAUUGCCAACUUCGGUAACCCCAAACGGGCAAAUGCUGAUUGAAGUUGGCCCGUACAAUUGCACCCGAACAGUCGGGCUUCCCUUGCUCACAGGGAUCCUAAGAGACUAUUUUGACGACACCGAUACCACAUUGCAGGCUACUAUACACUACUUGGUCUUCAACAUCCAUGCAGCGGUAUCCCAAUCGUCACCCUUGGAGCCCGCUGAAGCGCCAGUUGCUGAUGCUCUACCGAACUCUGACAGUCUACUUGGUACGUUCCUAAAUGCGAACCUGUCCGCCUGGCUUUACACGCCUGAGUCACUCCAGCAAGGCCGUGCCGAUAUCAACUCAACCUGGUAUACCGGACUCCGGUCCACCAGACCAGAUUCGGUGUACUAUAGCACGGCAAUGCGGCAGGCUAACGUGGCUACGAGCUCCGACGGUUGGCCGGGGACAGGAUACCUGGUGUUCGGCCGGUAUCUUCGAGCUCUCGCUGGUUUUGGUAGAGUCGAUCCUCAGAUGGCCGAGUAUAACUUCACCGGUGAUAGCCGUAUCCUUUUCCCACCGGGAUACAUUCAAGAUCUCCGCGGUACAACCUUCGGUGCCACAGGUCAACUGACAAGUGGAUGCGUCUUUGAUCCAGAUGCUUCUACCGUCUCAGCGGUAAACUCAUCGUGGGCGCUCUCCUCUAACAUCAGGGUACCGGAACUUGGCAGUGGCUCUUACAACACCACGAUAGCAUCUGUUUCUAAUCUUACCUCUUGUGGUCUUUCUCUCCUCCUCAACCAGACGCUUUUGAACAGCACAGCCGGGGAGAACAUCACUUUCUACAAAUCGAUCGCUUACAGCUCCAUCUGGUCAUGGGCCACUGGCGAGCCUCGCAACAUCACCAACAAUGAAGACUCUGAAGGUAGAGACCGCUGCGCGCUCAUGUAUGUCAAUGAAACCGGCCGCUGGCGCGUUACCAGAUGCUCCGAGCGCCACCGCGCUGCCUGCCGCGUUAACAACCAGCCCUAUGUCUGGCGCGUAUCUUCGGAUGAGGCUAGCUACAGUUCCAGUGGCAACAGCUGUCCGGACGGUUCUAGCUUCGCUGUUCCACGCACUGCACUGGAAAGCACGUACCUCCUGGAUGCGGCUAGGCAAACCGCUGAGGACAGGAAUGCCACCAUAUGGGUCAACUUCAAUGCGCUGGAUGAAGCCGGCUGCUGGGUCUCGGGCAUCAAUUCGACAUGUCCUUACGUGAACGAUGAGGAAGCGGAUCGGACGAGAGUGGUGGUGGUGCCGACGGUGGCUGCUGUCAUCGUCUUUGUGUUGGCAGCAUUAACGGUCUUUGUGAAGUGCGCUGCUAAUAGGCGGAACUCAAGGAGAGGGAGGAGGAGGAAAGGGGAUGAUGGGUGGGACUAUGAGGGCGUACCAUCCUGA
Coniosporium apollinis CBS 100218 is the source of this 1992-nucleotide messenger RNA. RefSeq lists its product as uncharacterized. The transcript is spliced from 2 exons. The coding region runs from base 1 to 1992 and encodes 663 amino acids. The record is from RefSeq and is a predicted model, not a curated record. NCBI's taxonomy places the organism in Eukaryota, Fungi, Ascomycota, Dothideomycetes.